CUCCAUAUCCCUCCCUCUCUUUCUUCACACCCAAGUAUGACUAAAGUUAAGAAUUCAAUGAAACGAAAAGAAAAGUAGAGCUUUAUACCCCCACUCCACGCUGCUCCUCCGCGUUCCCCUCUCCCCCUCUCCCCCUUCUCCCUCGCUUUUCCUGUUCUCUUUCUUCACUAAAAGAAACAAAGAGAGAGAGAGGCUGCCUGCGCAUAAAGAGAGAGAGAGAGAGAGAGGGUGUGUGACCACCAUGUGUUCGCUUUAGGUUCUUGUGCAUUGUAACGGUGUGGGUCGUUACGGUGAGUACGGUCGCCGCCCCCUCCCCACCAUGGCUCCUCCCCCGGUCUGGCUCCGCCUCCUCGCCAGCGCCAUCCUGCUGCUGGCUUGCCUCCCCGGCGGGGCCCCGGAUCUGGCGGCUGACGCCGCGGCUCUACUCGCCUUCCGCGAAGCCGUCGGCCGGUCGGCGCUGCCGACGUGGAACUCCUCCGCCCCUGGCGCGCUGUGUUCCUGGCAGGGUGUCGCUUGCGAGUCCGGCCGCGUCGACGAGCUCCGCCUACCUGGCGCCGGCCUCAUCGGGCAGAUCCCCGCCGCCCUCGGCAACCUUACCGCCCUCCACACCCUCAGCCUUCGGUUCAACGCGCUCUCCGGACCUCUCCCUCCGGAGCUCGCCGGCCUCACCGAGCUCCGGAACCUUUACCUCCAGGGCAACGACUUCUCCGGCGAGAUCCCGCCCUUCGUCUCCUCCCUCAAGAACCUCGUCCGCCUCAACCUAGCCGGUAACAAGUUCACCGGCGGGAUCCCGUUGGCGCUCAACAACCUCUCCCGCCUCGGUACGCUCUACCUCGAAAACAACCGGCUAACCGGCGAGAUCCCGGCCCUCGACUUUCCCAACCUGGUCCAGUUCAACGUGUCUUACAACCAGCUCAACGGAUCGAUUCCCGCCAAGCUCCGCUCCCAGCCGGCUACCGCGUUUCUGGCCACGGGCCUCUGUGGCGGCCCCCUCGGGCGGUGCCCCGGCGAGAUCUCGCCGUCUCCGACGGCAGAGGGGCCGGCCGCGGGCAAUGCCGACGGCGCGGGGGAGAACGACCACAGCAAAAAGAAGAAGCUCUCCGGCGGCGCGAUCGCAGGGAUCGCGAUCGGCGCCGCGGCCUUGUUGCUGAUCGUGCUCGUCGUGCUGAUCCUUCUCUGCCGGGGAAAGAAAGCGCGGUCGUCGGAGGCAGCAACCGCGGGCGGAAAGCAGAUGGAGAUGGGAGCUGCAGCAGAGCCGAGGGACAAGAGUCUAGGCGAGGGUGGAGCGAACGGGAACGGCGUUGCGGCGGCGGGUCCAGCGGUGGAUGCUGCGUCGGCUGCCGCCGGGGGCAAGAAGCUGGUGUUCUUCGGCGAGGGAGGGACGAGGCCGUUCGACCUGGAGGACCUGCUGCGGGCGUCGGCGGAGGUGCUGGGGAAGGGCACGUUCGGGACCGCGUACAAGGCGGUGCUGGAGACGGGGAUGACGGUGGCGGUGAAGCGGCUCAAGGACGUGAACCUGCAAGAGACGGAGUUCAGGGAGAAGAUGGAGGCCAUCGGGGCGAUAGACCACCCCAACCUGGUGCCCCUGAUGGCCUACUACUUCAGCAAGGACGAGAAGCUCCUCGUCUACGAGUACAUGCCGAUGGGGAGCCUCUCUGCCCUCCUCCACGGCAACAGAGGAUCCGGUCGAACACCUUUCAACUGGGAAACAAGAACGGGCAUUGCCCUUGCAGCGGCACGCGGCAUCGAGUACAUCCACUCCACAGGUCCUUCAGCCGCGCAUGGCAACAUCAAGUCCUCCAACAUCCUCCUCACCAAGUCAUACCAAGCCCGGGUGUCCGACCACGGCCUCGCCCUCCUUGUGGGUUCAGCCUCUGCCACCGCCCGCGUCGCCGGGUACCGGGCUCCAGAGGUCACCGACACCCGAAAGGUCUCCCAGAAGGCCGACGUGUACAGCUUCGGCGUCCUCCUCCUCGAGCUGCUCACCGGCAAAGCCCCCUCGCAGGCCCUCAACGACGACGGCUUCGACCUCCCGAGAUGGGUGCAGUCGGUGGUGAAAGAGGAAUGGACCGCAGAGGUGUUCGACCCGGAGCUUCUGAGGUACCAGAACGUGGAGGAGGACAUGGUGCAGCUCCUUCAGCUUGCCACGGACUGUGCGGCACAGUAUCCCGACAAGCGGCCUUCCAUGCCCGACGUGGUGGCUCGCAUCGAAGCCAUCUCGAAGUCGAGGAGCCUCGCGUCGUCCUACCAAGACCAACCGAGCAUCGAAGACGGCGACGGCAUGUCUCCCAGGCCAUAAUUAUCAAGCUACUUGAGAAACAAUUUAUGCACUCCGAGCAUUAUUUUGCGUUCAUUUCUUGUGAUUAAGCUAUUUGUUACAUGCUGUUUGUUACUUUGUUGCUGUUCAAACUUGUAGAAGGAGGGUUCGGACAGUGUGUGUCGGAUAGAUUACUUGUGUCGAAGUCACUCAUAGCUUUUCUUAUCAUAUCUGUUCUUCUGUCUC
This is a messenger RNA of Musa acuminata AAA Group (dessert banana), 2503 nucleotides long. Its product is annotated as probable inactive receptor kinase RLK902. Gene Ontology annotation, biological process: protein phosphorylation. Gene Ontology annotation, molecular function: protein binding; protein kinase activity; ATP binding. The transcript has 2 exons. The record is from RefSeq and is a predicted model, not a curated record. The coding region runs from base 320 to 2299 and encodes 659 amino acids. Lineage: Eukaryota; Viridiplantae; Streptophyta; Magnoliopsida; Zingiberales; Musaceae.